GGUCAUCUGUCGCCUGGCUACGGGAGCUCUAUGGUCGGGGAGAGCUAGCCGGCUAGCAGCGUCUCUCAAUCCUUUCUCUCUUUGACACGGUAUACAUAUCUACCGUCAGCUCUUUCAGAAAGAAACUUUCCUGGAUUUGGAGGAACAUGAAGGUGCAAAGUAGAGACAGUCACGAAUGGUGAAGAUAGAAUGCAGAGUUCUCAACUUGUUUUCUGUUCACUUAUUGAAAGCUGCACAUUUAUGGCGUUUGUCAGUGUGAGUGGAGACUUCUGCCAGGCACAGCACCUGGUCAUUGUAGACAAGUGAACAGAGGUCCUGCCGUAUGAAGAUUAUACUACCUGACUGCCCGUCUUAAAUUCUGCCCUUUCGGGGAGCAUCUUUUUUUUUGUCCAGAGUUAACGUGUAUGAAUCGGUUUGAGCCAAUCCAGGUACUAGAGAGCGAAUCGUUCUUUCUCUUUAGUGCCAACUGAUCAGCUCUCCUCUCCUGAAUGGGAAGAUUCAGAAGUUGUUUUCAUCAAGUCCAGUUAAUACUUCAUUUGAGUGUCAAAAUGAAUCGCCCUGCUCCUGUUGAGAUCACCUACGAAUGCAUGAGGUUUCUCAUCACCCACAAUCCCACCAAUUCACAGCUGGCCAAGUUUACAGAGGAACUAAAGAGUUUUGGAGUGCAGACGCUUGUUCGGGUUUGUGAUGCAACUUAUGACAAAACACCAGUGGAAAAAGAAGGCAUUGAAGUUUUGGAUUGGCCUUUUGAUGAUGGUUGUUCGCCCCCUGAUCAAAUUGUUGACGACUGGUUGAACCUUCUCAAAUGUAAAUUUAAAGAUGAACCAGGCUGUUGCAUUGCAGUACAUUGCGUUGCUGGAUUGGGACGAGCUCCUGUCUUGGUGGCCAUAGCCUUAAUCGAAUGCGGGAUGAUGUACGAAGAUGCUGUCGAGUAUAUUCGUCAGAAAAGGCGUGGGGCUUUUAACGCCAAACAGCUUAUGUACCUUGAAAAAUACAAACCCAAGAUGCGCCUGCGCUUCAAGGAUGCCAAUGGUCAAAACUGCUGCAUUCAGUAAAUAAACAUUCAUCCAAAGGAUCUUUGGAAACGACUGAUAUAAUUAUUAUUGUUAGUGUUAUGAUCCAUUUUUGUUUGAUUACUAUAUUGGACCAGGAUUUUGCUGUACUACAGUGCCAAGCACACAAGCAGGUUAUGCAGUAGUGUUUUUUUGACCAAACAGUCUAGCCAAUCUUGUAAACUCACAGGCAGGUCUCGCUAGUGAUGUUUUUCAUUGUGGCAAACACAUUGGUAUAAUGAUUGAGUGCAGUUGUUAGUGUUUUAUGCCCUAUCUAAAACUAGGUGUCCCCAGUUUUCUGGAUUGUGUAACAACAUCCUGCGGUGAUCAGCAUCCUGCUGUAAGUGAUCUCACUUUGUUGGUGCUUCUCUUGAAGUCUGUCAGCUUCUCCAAAGUUACAUGGGCACCUCUACUGUAUCUAAUGUUAGAGAUAUUAAACAUUCCAAGAGAUUCAUAGCUCUGAUGGAUACUAGAUUAUGGUUGUCAGUAAAACGGACAGAUGAAUGAAAUCCUAGAUAAUCCAAUCAACAAAACUUCCUCUUCAAACUGAUUGUGAAAUGAGUCAAAUUCACAGAAUUAAAAAAAAAAAAAAUCCAAUUAUUUUAUUUUUGGUGUAAUGUUUUUUUUUCUCUUCACUUAAUGCUGGUGGAAACCUGAAAUUUUGGCAGAAAUGGACAUCUGAUACACUGUAGUAUGUGCAAGAAACAUUGUAUUCGAUGUCUGUAAUACAAUAGAAACGUAAUGUAUAUCAUGGUAGUGAAUAUUUUUUCAAUACUCAUGUAUGGUGUAAAGCAAUUCAAAUUCCACGAAUCUGAUUCUUGAAAUCAGAUUUAACAUCCUUAAUUAUGUAUAUUAUUAAACAUGAAUGAGUAAAG
Molecule: messenger RNA, 1927 nt
Organism: Sinocyclocheilus grahami
Lineage: Eukaryota; Metazoa; Chordata; Actinopteri; Cypriniformes; Cyprinidae
Product: protein tyrosine phosphatase type IVA 2-like
Exons: 9
Coding region: 489-1055 (188 amino acids)
Biological process (GO): protein dephosphorylation
Source: RefSeq, a predicted model, not a curated record